AUGGCACAGCAGGAGAAGAAGGCGCCGGAGCUGCAGCAGGACCCGGAGAUCCAGGACUCGGAGAACCGGACACAGCAGGUGAAGAAGGCGCCGGAGCUGCAGGACCCGGAGAUCCGGGCAGAGCUGGACCGCCGCGCCCGCGAGGAGGGCGAGACCGUCAUCAAGAGCGGCGCCGGCGGCAAGACCCUCGAGGCGCAGGAGCGCCUGGCGGAAGGUACGUGCGUGCGUUCAUGCGGGCGUAAGAAGGGCGGGCUGAGCCGUGCGACCGGCUCCGGCAACGAGCGCGCAGAGGGCGAGGGCGGGGUGGUGAUCGAGCCGGACGAGAAGAAGCUCAAGGAGGUCAAGAAGGAUCUCGGGCGCGAAUGA
Molecule: messenger RNA, 366 nt
Organism: Triticum turgidum subsp. durum (durum wheat)
Lineage: Eukaryota; Viridiplantae; Streptophyta; Magnoliopsida; Poales; Poaceae
Source: the annotation of a GenBank genome assembly